AUGUACCCUCCUCCACUAUUCGAGAGUGGUGCAAAUACUGGAUUUGUUCAGACUUUACAAAGUAAAGACACCACUCACGUAGUAGAUGCGACCACCUCAUCACUCAAGCGCACUAGUGAAUCAACUCCUGUCGAUAAAUCCUCUAAUAAAAAAGUUAAAAAGGCUAAGUUAGAAUCACCAAGUUCUUCAUCGAGUACGAUCGCUUCACAAACCAAAACUAUCACGAACUCUGGUAAUUUUACCGAUUUAUACAAUGUAAUUAUCAAGGCUGAAGAACGAAUUGAGAGCACCAAUCAAGAAGCUCAGAAAAAGCUUAUCGAGGAAGUCGCAAAACAGCUUCCCAAUGAUCUCCCGAGAAAUGCAAUUGAGAAAAGAGUAAAAGGGCAAGGAAGCUUUAUAACCUUUUCGAAGCUAUUGGUGGAAAAAGAUAUGGUGGGGACAGCAUAA
Ambispora gerdemannii is the source of this 447-nucleotide messenger RNA. The record is from the annotation of a GenBank genome assembly. Lineage: Eukaryota; Fungi; Glomeromycota; Glomeromycetes; Archaeosporales; Ambisporaceae.